AUGGUCGACAACCGCAAGGUAGGUGUGUUGGGUGGCGGCCAGCUAGGUCGCAUGCUCAUUGAGGCUGCAAAUCGCCUCAAUGUUCAGGUCAACGUCCUGGACGCAGCAGCAUCGCCCGCGAAGCAAAUAUCCGCACACGACGGUCACAUUGAAGGAUCUUUCAAGGAUGCGGCGGCUGUCAAGCAACUCGCGCAAUCUUGCGAUGUUGUUACCGUCGAAAUCGAGCACGUGGACACGCACAUGCUAGAGGAGGUGGCCAGCGAAGUUGUUGUAGAGCCAAGCUGGAAGACAUUACGGACCAUCAAGGACAAAUACGCGCAGAAACUGUACCUUAAAAAGCAUGGAGUUGAAGUUGCAGAGAGCACCGACCUAGAAGGCAAAGGUGCCGAGGGCUUGAAAGAAGUUGGCGCUUCAUACGGUUAUCCAUUCAUGUUGAAAAGCAAGACGGAGGCCUACGAUGGCCGAGGCAAUUUUGUGGUAAAGAGCGAGGCGGACAUCGGCGCGGCCAUCCAGGCAUUGGGCAACCGACCACUGUAUGCAGAGCGAUGGGCUGACUUCAGGCUCGAGCUUGCGGUGAUGGUCGUCAAGACGAAGGACGGCGUACUCACAUUCCCUACCGUGGAAACUGUACAUGAGGACAGCAUCUGCAAGCUUACUUACGCACCACCAAGGAAUGUGUCUGAGUCUACAGCACAGAGAGCGCAAGACCUGGCUAAGAAGGCGAUUGGUGCUUUCGAGGGCAAGGGUGUCUUUGGUGUCGAGAUGUUCCUUCUUAAGGACGAUAGCUUGCUCGUCAAUGAGAUUGCACCACGACCGCAUAACUCAGGACACUACACCAUCGAAGCCUGUCCACUAUCGCAAUAUGAUGCGCAUCUUCGCGCGAUCCUUGAUCUACCCAUCCCACAAUCGGCUCUCCGUCUGCGCGAGCCAUCAAUCAUGCUCAACAUCCUCGGCGGAAAGACACCGGACUCACAUGUCAAGGUAGCCAAGAAGGCUCUGGAGUCACCAAACGCUUCAAUACAUCUCUACGGCAAGGGUGAUGCGCGCCCGGGUCGCAAGAUGGGCCAUAUUACUAUCACGGCACCUACGCUUGCGGAAGCAGAACGUGAGAUUCAGCCUCUUAUCGACUUUGUUGAUGAGCAGAAGGGAAAGGCUCUAGGACCCCUCGCAGACCCUUCGAGCUCGAAAGGAGAGCCUCUAGUCGCCGUCAUUAUGGGUUCAGACUCCGACCUACCAGUACUUCGGGCUGGUCUCGAGAUCCUGGAAAAGCUCGAAAUCCCAUUCACAACGCGCAUCACGUCCGCUCAUCGCACACCCGACUGGCUUCGCGAAUUCUCCAAGAAUGCCUCAAGCACCUCGCUCAAGGUCAUUAUUGGCGCAGCAGGUGGUGCGGCUCAUUUGCCUGGUAUGUGCGCAUCAUGGACUACACUUCCCGUGAUCGGUCUUCCAGUCAAGGCGACGCACAUGGAUGGCUGGGACAGUCUAGUUAGCAUGACACAAAUGCCCCGUGGUGAACCAGUUGCUACUGUUGGCAUCAACAAUAGCACCAAUGCGGCGCUGUUGGCUGUGAGGAUACUUGGUGCGGAUGACAAGUCGGUCAGAGAGCGCUUGAGGGUCUGGAUGGAAGGCAACGAGAAGGAAGUCAUGAGGAAGGACAAGGCGCUACUGGAAGAUGGCUGGGAGGCCUAUUUGAAGAGCAUGGGCAAAUAGAUGGUCGAUGCCGACCUCGAGGGGCAACGAGUGGGCUUUGUGAGCUUCAUGAACUUGGCAUCAAAGAGCAAUGAAUAUCACCUCACAGAAGACUUCAUGCUUAUUUUCUUGUCUAUGUCUGUUCGAAAGCUGUGUUCAAACUCUAUUUCAAAGCUAGUCCUGUCGUACCCAUCGAUCCAAUAGUAGCGAAUCAAACACCACAACUAC
Molecule: messenger RNA, 1917 nt
Organism: Parastagonospora nodorum SN15
Lineage: Eukaryota; Fungi; Ascomycota; Dothideomycetes; Pleosporales; Phaeosphaeriaceae
Exons: 1
Coding region: 1-1710 (569 amino acids)
Biological process (GO): 'de novo' IMP biosynthetic process
Molecular function (GO): metal ion binding; phosphoribosylaminoimidazole carboxylase activity; ATP binding
Source: RefSeq, a predicted model, not a curated record